This is a messenger RNA of Lytechinus pictus (painted urchin), 8518 nucleotides long. Its product is annotated as glutamate-rich protein 3-like. The coding region runs from base 60 to 3875 and encodes 1271 amino acids. The transcript has 12 exons. NCBI's taxonomy places the organism in Eukaryota, Metazoa, Echinodermata, Echinoidea, Temnopleuroida, Toxopneustidae. The record is from RefSeq and is a predicted model, not a curated record. Gene Ontology annotation, molecular function: protein binding.
UGGCCACCUAUAGCAGCCUCCAGGACAAGCACCUGGUGGGUUACUUCAACAACACCCGCAUGAAAAAACACCUGAGGAGGGCCGGACUGGUCACCAGGCGCGGUGAGCUGGUCACCGAGUCCACCUACCGGCUCAACAUGGCGCGAAAGGAACACCAGCGCCAUGUCAGGGAUCUGAUGGCUCAAGCUAUCGUCCACAAGACUCUUGAUCUGGAGAGACAGAGGCAGGCAGACAUCAAGCAGAAGCUGGAGGAGAUUUCGAAAGUGGAGUUGGUCAGGAGAGUCAGGAUGGAUAGAGGAAGGAAAGGGGAUGAAGAUAUCACCCAAUACUUGAGCCCAAGGGGGAGACCUAAAUCUGCUUACAACAGCCAAUCAAGACAGCCACAGCCACCUCGUAGUGGAGGGAGGCCAUCUACUGCACCAGCCAGACAAAGGCCAUCAUCUAAGAGAGCGGGUGUGGUAUAUGUUGACCAGGAUGGGUUCCCUGUACAUCGUGAAUCUGCUAGGUCAGACAGAUCUGAUACAAGCAGUAAUGGUGAAGUCGACUCCCCUGCACUCAGAGAGUUGGACCCUAAGAUUUUACACAGGAUCUCUUUGAACCUGAGACCUGAUGAGAAAGAAGGUCUCUCUCCAUACUCCCCAGACGUGACCCCGCGACCCCCUGCGGCCAGGUCAAAGGGUCAAAGAUCACCAAGGAACAAGACUGGAGGCGGAGUAGUCUCCAAAAAUGGCCGGGGCUAUAGGCCCAGAUCGAAUAAGGGUUCCCUUGCCCUCCAUCGGAAGGAGCCAGCCUACCCCCAUGCCACCCAGCUUCAGAGUAUGUGUGAUGUGACGGUGAGGUACCGUGGUACCGGCCUCAAACUUCAGUAUGAGAGGGAGGAUAAGAGAGACGAGAUUCAAGUCUACCAGCAGCAUUGCGGAGGCGAGAACCUUGUGGUGUUUCAGGGCUUUGCCGAGAAAGGGAAUGAUCUGAUCUUUGUGUCACGUCGUCACCGUGGUUACCCAUUCAGCGUGACGUUCUUUGUCAACCGUGUUCAGGUUCUUCGUCUAAGUGCAUGCUGUGAGUAUAAGUAUACUCCGGGAGCGUUGCUUGGAGGCUCAAAGGGACAUUUCAAAUUCAUUGGGGUCCAUGGAUCAUCUCCUUGCUACAAAUGUCUAGUAGAAGCAGAGUUUGCGAGGAGAGAGAGGCAGCGAUACAAGGACGUUCAGACGGAUACUAUCGUACCAGAGCCAGAGCCGGAACCAGAGCAUGCGGGUAUGUCUACCCAGACAGAACCGCAGGAGGAUGAAGAAGAUGAAGGAAGAAAAGAGGAAUCAACUCAAAUGGAAGAGGAAGCAAAUGAUGGUUACGAGGACGAUGAGUUUGAAGAAGAUGAAGAGCAAAAAGAUGAUGAAGAUAAAGAGAAGGAGAAAGAUUAUGAAUCAGAUGGCUUCUCAUCAGAAGUGGAGAGUGAAAAAGAGUCUAUUCAUGCAGAAGACAAGAAGACGGAAGACAAUUAUGGCGAUUCUGAUUUUGAGGUGGAAUCUGAAAAAGAAGAGGAAGAAAAAGAAGAGCAGAAAGAAGUUGUUGUAGAGGAAGUUGAAGAGGAUGAUGGUGAGAAAAGUGACCUUGAGGUGGAAUCUGAAAAAGAAGUAGAAGAGGAGAAAGAAGAAGAAGAGGUGGUUCAAGAAGAAAAAUAUGGCUCAGACAGUGAACAAAACAAGAGUGUCGUUGAAGAAGUGGAGGAGAAUUUUCAAAAAGAAGAUGAGGAAGAAGUAAAAGAUGAACCAGAAGAAAAAGAAGAUGACAAAGAGGAGGAGAGGAGUCUGUUUAGUGCAUCUGAGGGAGAUAACCGGCUCUUGUCUUCCGACGAAGAAGACGAGGAUAAGAAGAGUCUGUUGGAGGGUCAAAGAAACUAUACAGAAUCUGAAGCUGAUUUCAAGAUUUCAAGCUCUGCUGAUGAGGAUGAAAAGGGAGAGAAGGCUGAGAGACAGACUUUGAAAGAUUCAGAUGAUGAAAAAGUUGAAGAUGAAAAGGAAGACAAAGCUGAGGUCAAGGAAGAUGAAGACUCAGAUAGGGACAUCGGCCAGAGUGCCAGAGAUGAGGUGGAGGAGACGGAAGAAGUGCUCGAAGAGAGUCUUACUCAAGAGGUUACUGCAGAAAUGGAAGUGGAUCCUCCUCCUCAAGAAGCUGUUCUUGUCCAUGAAGCUACCUUGGUUAGAGAGAAUGAUGAGGAUGAUGCUGAUCAAGCCGAGGAACAGACCCUGGAUGAAAAUACCUUGGAGCAGGAAGCACAGAUUGAAAGAGAUCAGGUUGAAGAAGAAGAGGAGAAGGAGGAAGUCAGCCCACAGGAUGAUGAUGCAGGUAAUGCCGAGGAUGCUGAGAAGGAUACCCAGAGUGUACAAGAUGAGGACAUGCCAGUCCAGAGUCCUGUUGAGCCUGAGAUAGAGCAGUUGGAAGAGCCAAAAGAUGAUGCCUCAGAGGCUCAGCAAAAAGAUGAAAAGGAAUAUCCUCAGGAAACUAUGUAUAGUGCUCCUGGACAAGAACAUGAUGAGGCAGGUGAUGAAGCAACUACUGAAAGGGAAGAUCCUAUACCAGAAGAACAGGAAGUCCCUGAAGUUGAACAGGAAGAUGUUGUUGAACAGUCACAGGACAUUCAGUCAGAAGGUCCUGUAGAGACUCAACAGAAAGGUGAACCCCAUGAAGAAGGUCCAAAAGAUGAGGCAGAUCCAGCAGAUGAAGUUGCUCCCCAAGAGGCUCAGGACAGUGAGGUGCAUCAAGAAGUGCCUCUUGAGGAUACUGUAGAUGCUCCUGUCGAUGAACCAACCCAGGACAACCAAGAUAGAGAGUCAGAACAAGGAAUAACAGAAGAAGAAAGUGCACAGAAAAAGGAGGAGAAUGAGGAAAAUAUUAAUGAUUCACGUCAAGAUAAAGAAGAAAUGGAGGAACAACAGGAGGCUGCAGAAACUGUAAAUGAUAAGGAAGAAGAGGAAAAGAAGGAUGCUGAGGAGAAGGAUGAAGAGCAGGAAGAGAAGAAAGAGAAGGAAGAUGGAUAUAGAUCAGACUCCAGCUCAUCUAGCUCUGAUUCUGAAGAUGAGGAGAAACAGAAGUUGAAGCUAUCUGGUUUCAUUCAAGAACAGGCAACUGAUUCAAAGCCUGAUAAUACAGGUAUUCCAGACCAGUCACAUUCUAACAACAAAGAAUCUCCUCUUGAUAAUGAUCAGUCUUACAGUCGACUUGCUUUGAACAUGAAUGAGAAGAGCCUUGGUAGUGAUCAGGCCGAACAGAUAGCCCAGGCCUUGCUCGAAGACCCCAAGUACAAAUCUAUUGAAUAUCUUCUACUCCGCGCUAAUCCACUAGAGGACAAAGGUAUAUCAGCCAUCAUGCGAUCCUUGAUAACCCUACACCAUCAGAUCCCUGAGGCAACAGAAGAUGCAGAGGAACAACCUAAGACAGGGAUAAAAUUGACACACCUAGACCUAGGAGACACCAAGAUCACUAAUAAGGGAAUUGUGGAUGUCGCAGACUUCCUCAAACUACCCACAAACAUCACCAACGUCAACCUCAGUGACAACUCCCUGGGACGGUCCGGUUGCAAGGCCCUUGCCGCUGGCCUCAGAUGCAACAAGAGCCUGUCAACUCUCAGUAUAGAGUAUGCAAGUCUGGGAGACAGCGGUUGCAGGGAGAUCAUUGAGGCGAUACGUGACCAUCCCACGCUUUGUGAGCUGAAUCUGGAAGGGAAUGGUAUCACCGAUGAGAGCGCCCGUGCCCUUCUGCAGCUGGUGAAGGAUAACAGUGUCUUAACCUCGAUCAACUUCGUAAGGGAUAAUCAAGUCACGCAAGAACUGGCUGAAGAGAUUGAGGAGAUCUUGAAAACUGGAGAGUUCAUCUGGUAACUGAUUAUUACAGGAUUGCUAUCGAUCUUAUUCAUGUGUGAAUGUUACCUGCUCAAUAGCUGAUGUAAAUGUCUAGACAAAAAAAGCUGAAUAUCAAGACAAGAAACAUUGUUCGUGAGCAACACAUGCAUUUAAAGAGAAGUGAAUAGUUGCCUGCACGGUAUGCAAAUUGUGAUAAAGGCAAGUAUGUCAGAGAACACUUCCCUUAGUUUUUAUUUUAUCUGACAUAAUUUUUUUUUGGUCUUGGCAAAUUGGUCCUUAAUUUAAUAGCAUUUUCAUAUCUUAUGAAGAUAGUGUAUAUGCCUACUAUCACAGAUGGUGACAAUAUUUCAUUCCCAUCUUCUUAGACUUGGUUCGUUGCAGGCUUGCAGAAUUAUUGAGUCUGUCUUCCGGAAGAUGUCAAACAACUUCCCAAUGUCAAAGAAUCUGAGAGGGAGGUGAUCUUUAAAGGAUUUGAUGAUGGUAUGGAUAACAUAUGGGGAGGUUUUAUGGCUCACCUUGUGUUGGGUACUGAAAAGGAUGGUGGAAUAAAUUCCCUCAAUGUCAAGCUUAUUGGAGUGUCAAGCCUCAUCAUCUCAUCACCUCUUCAUCUGCUUUUAGCUGUCAUCUAGCCUACAGUUCUUUCAAGGGCUUUACCCAAUCUCACAAAGUAAUUCUCUCUCCCCCCCUCUUUUUCUCUUUUGUGUCUCUCAAAUUCCACUCCAUUGCUUUUUUUUCAUUUCUCAUUUGAUAUUUUUAUUCUGCCAUAGUGCUUCCCAGUACUAACUACACAAGAACCAUAAACCUCCUCAACAUUAACAUGAGGGUAUACAUAUAUAUUUUUACUAUGUCCAAGUUAUUUUUGUAUGUUAAUGAAACUGUAAUGACUUACAUGUACUGACUGAAAAUCGUAGGACCAUGUAAGGCCUUUUGACCUGAUGUAAUCUAGCGUAUACAUGUAAUUUUAGAGUGCAAUUUCUGUAUCAUAAACCUGUCUGAGUAUGUUGGGGGAUUCUAAGUUAGUGUAUUAUAUAUAUGUUCAUUGGUUAAUGCGUGUAUAUUUUUAAAGGCAAUUUCAGGCAUGAUUUUUAAUACUAAUCAAAUGGAAAAAUAGCAUGUUCAGUUUGAUAUGAUUAUCAUCAAGGUUCUAUUUUAAGUAGAUUUUAAUUGCAAUUCAAAUUGAGAAGUUGCAGUUGUGAUUGAUGAUGAUUUAAGAGUAUACUGUAGGUUAGAUCAGGGAUGUGUUCUCCCUCUAACGUCCCUGGUUAGAUACGGAUAAAAUCAACCUGUAUAUGUAUAUAUAGAGAGAGACAUCUUCGAAGUGAAAUCUGUAGUUUUAAAUGCUACCAUAUAUUAUUAUGUAUGAUCAUUUCAGAGAGACUCUUCUCUAUCCUGUCUUAUUGAGAGGGAGAAGAGAAGAGAAGAGAAGAGGAGAGAGGUAGAAAGAGGGGGGGGGGGUGAAUGAAAGAGAGUGAGAGAAAGAGAAUGAGAAUAAUUAAUUAUCAAACCUUGACUAGUUGACAACUAGUAUUUGAUAUCAGAUUACAUCUAUAUAUUUUACCUUGAUAUAGCUUUGUCUUCAAAACUAAAAUAACAAGUACAUCUAUGUUUGCCUAUGAAUUAACAAUGAUUCCUUUAAUUAUGUGUGUGAUAGAAUAAAGUACUUCACACUCUUUCCACCUUGAAACUAAGAAACAUAUAUGGUAAAGAAAUAUCUCCUUUAUUGUAAAAAGAAAUUAACAAAAUAUAUUUCAAUGUAGAUGUGAGAUAAUUGCUUGGGCAUUUUCUGUACAGGUAUGGAGAAUAUGUAUUUUUCAAUUGUACUUUAUCCUCUUGAUAUUUUUAUUCAUAAAUGACUAUAGUCACUUUCAUAUUCAUCAGCAGUUGCAAGUAGUAAUGUACAUAUAAUGAUUGUUAUUUGUUAAUUAUGAAUGCAUAUAAACAUACUUGGAUAAUUGUUAUUACAAUAUUUUAUUGAAAUAGAUCUGUGAUAUAGAGAGAGGUUGCUACAUGUUAAUCACCUAAAUGAAGCUGUAAUUGUGGUUUGUUUACUUUGUUAUAUCUGUAAAAUAUUGGAGUUUGUACAGAUCUGGUACAGAAAUUGAUAUCAUCAUUAAUUGUAUGUGGCCAAACAAAAUUCUUCGCACAUUGUAUGGCUUUGCAAGAUAUUGAAAUAUAUAUUUUCUAUACAUUUUACUAAGGAAUGUUUAGUUUUACAAUAUUCAAGCAUGUUUUAUGUUAACCAUAAUGUUCACACGAGAAGAAGAAUGAGCAGAAAUGCAGUCAGAAUUAAAUUCUCUCUUUUGUUUUACCGUACUUUAAACAAGUGAAUGCAUUCCAGAUAUUCGGACCAAUUCAUGGGUCCAGACCUAAUGUUUUGCUUGAAAAAAGCUUGAUGUACAUUGGAAGAAGAAAACAUUUUACUGCAAAUGAAGAGCAUUCUGAAUGUACUCUGAAUAAUGAUGAUCUGUAUUCAAACAACAUUCCAACAACAAUAAUUCAAAACAAUUUGAUUUCAUUGGAAGCAUAAUUGAGAUUGUUAAAAAAGAAAUUGUAAAUUUAAAUCCAUCAUUCUGGAUAUUUCUGCCUAGUUUCUGCUAAUUCUGAAUUGAUGUUAUGAAGCCUUUGCUACUGAGCUUACUAUAGAAUACACUUCUACAGGCUUAUAAUGCAGCAUUUAGGUAUAAUGUGUGUGUGAUUUUAGUAUGCUGCAUGAUGUGUGAUCAUAAUGUUUUUGAUGAACCUUUUCUUCAAAUUUUUCAUUAUCAGUUGGAGUGAAUUUGAUUAUAAGAAUGCUAAGAACUUGAUAUUUUGAUUCAUUUGUAUGAUUCUGAUAAGUACAUGUGUAUUUCUAAUAAUGUAUGGUCAUGUGUAUGUAUAUUCUAGUGUUAUUUUGUUAGUAAAGCAAAGAAAUUGAAUACUAGUACAUGUUUAUAAAAAAUUUGAGAGAUGUGGGGAUUUUAACAUCGUACAAGAAGUGAAAUCAUUCUGGAGGCUAAUGUACUAAUAUGAAAAUGAAUUAUUGAAGUUGUUCAGCUUAACGCGAUUGAAUGAUUUAUCAAAUAGAUAUAUCAAAUUGAUUAUCACAAUAGGCUAUUUUAAGCUGUCAUGGUUGUGUCUAUCUGUGCAUGUAUCUGGCGAUUUGAAUGAAAAAUAAAGUCAAAGAUUGAAAGAAAGAUGCCUAUUUGUGUACAGCAGUUUGAUCAAAAUCCACAACUGCACAUACUGUAACUAAUACCUGAUGGCACAAACUGUAUGAUAUUGUAUUAUCAAUGUAUUACUUUAGAAGCACAGUAUCCUAAUCACCCUUUGGAUUUAAUAAUCACUCCUUUUUCUAAACUAAUCUUAAUGCAAAUCCUAUUUUGUAAGCCUGCGUGAGUUUGUUAGUCACUUGAUAUUUCCAUACACUCACCAAAAUGUUGUUCUUGUUAUAACUCUGAUAGUAUACUGAUUUGCAAUGGGCUGUAGUUGACUGUUGUGUUGUUUACCAAAGUUACUGGUCAAACUCAAAUUUACUCUCAUCUCUUCAUGCAUUCAAUUAAAAAAGGCAAUUAAAUCAAAUAUGAUGGGAUGAUGCAAAACUUACAUUCAUAUGUCAUUUCAGGAUAAAGUUCAGGCUUUAAAAAUUGGCAUUGUCUCUCUAUAUGUCAUUUGCAUAGUGUACUUUUUUUGAAAAAAAUAAAAUAUCUUAAUAUUUUAAUGCUAAUUUCUGAUAUGAAACUCACGCUAUUCAUGUUACCAAGUGUAUACAUUACAAUUUAUAUUUUUCAAAUUGAAUUCAUACAAAAUGCCUUCCGAUGGUGCCUUAUGAAUGAUAUUCAUAUUUUCUUGGAAAAGAAAUAUAAAUAUUAUUAUUAUUUACAUAGGGAAAUCCUGGGAAAUUAACAUUUUUGGACAGGGAUGUAUAAAGUUGGAAAGUAAAUGGCUUAUAGAAUUUUCAGAACAAUUUCUGAAAACAGAGUGAUCCCUUUCAGUUGAAAGUAAGAGUCUUUUUUAGCAUUGUUUAUCAUAAAAUUGUGUUCGGGUCCAUCAAAAAACAAACCACAAGUGAAUCUUCAUUUCCUUUUUUUCUGUAAAAGUUUAUUAGUUUCUAAAUUAAUUGUAUCUAGUUGCAUCCAGAGUGACAUCACUCCAUCAGGAAAACAAGGGUGCUGUACAUUUGUACUGACACACAAGUUUAUUCCCACCCCCUUUCAUCACAUGAGAAAUAGGGGAUGGUAUAGUCUCUCCCCUGUCCCUUCCUCUACCAUCACCUUUAAUAGGUUCGGGCCCUGGGUCGUAUUUUUAAGACUGACUCCACCUUACUUCUUCUUAUAUCAUUGAACAAUGUUAGUAAUGUCAAUUACUGUAUUAGCAUUACCCUUUUUUCCCAUGCAGAUUUGCCUCUAUUUGCAUUAUAAGAUUAACAUAACCAUACAAGUGUGGGAUUUUAUUGCAAUGAGUUUUUAUACUUUUUUGUUCUUUUAUGCAAGCUCUGUACUAAACACUGCUUUACUGUUUGAAUUAUGUGACAUUUCUAAAGCAAAACGUGCACUUAUUGAUUUAUCCGUCCAACUACUAUCUCACAAUAUAUUUCGUCUUUCUGUGUUUACUUUCUCACAAGCAAAUUUGUUAUUAGAGCAUAGUGAUCAAAGAAUAAUAAAUUAGAACAAAAUGCCAUAUAA